Molecule: messenger RNA, 809 nt
Organism: Solea solea (common sole)
Lineage: Eukaryota; Metazoa; Chordata; Actinopteri; Pleuronectiformes; Soleidae
Gene: pyya
Product: peptide YYa
Exons: 4
Coding region: 117-410 (97 amino acids)
Biological process (GO): neuropeptide signaling pathway; feeding behavior
Cellular component (GO): extracellular region
Molecular function (GO): neuropeptide hormone activity; neuropeptide Y receptor binding
Source: RefSeq, a predicted model, not a curated record
AAAACUGACACAAGAGGAGAGAAGAGAAACAAUAUCCCUGCUCUGCUGCUGCUGCUGCUGCUGUGAAACCACCUGUGGCUCCGACCGACACCUGUAACCUCCACAGUCUCCUCAAAAUGACCAUGAUGCUGAAGCCAUGGACGGUGCUGGUGGCCGUAGCUCUGUGCGUGCUGGUGUGUCUGGGGACGCUGGCAGACGCUUAUCCUCCCAAACCUGAGAAUCCUGGUGAAGACGCUCCACCUGAGGAGCUGGCCAAGUACUACACCGCCCUGAGACACUACAUCAAUCUCAUCACAAGGCAGAGGUACGGGAAGCGUUCAGCUCAGGAGGACGUGGUUGCAGAACUCCUGUUUGGUGCUGACAGCAACAGAGAACAGAGAUCAAGAUACGACGAUUCCUUCAUGUGGUGACUCCCCCGCCCCCUACCUCCUGGUCUGGCAUUCCCUCUGAGUGCGUCCCACGAUGCACCUGGAGGGGCCAAAGCGUGCCUCUUUACCCUCGACCCCCCCCCCCAAUCCAACCCUGACUCACGACCAUCACUGACCAGAAUACAAGCUCUCUCUGUCGUUCCUGUCACUGUCUCACAUCUCACGUAUUGCUACACAUUUACACAUCAUUUAUUAUUCAAGGCAAAAGAAUAUACACAAUAUAUGAGGUUGUGGUAAUAACCUGAAGGUGGAACUGUGUCUGUGUGUGAGCGUUAAUGUCUCCUAUAGUGUCCAUCGCUGUUUAGAGAAGAAAAAGAAAUCUUGUUUUACUGUUGCUCCUGUAAAAACGUGACAUCAGAAUAAAUCACUUCUGUGUGAGUA